Messenger RNA from Plasmopara halstedii, 690 nucleotides. RefSeq lists its product as uncharacterized. The coding region runs from base 1 to 690 and encodes 229 amino acids. Lineage: Eukaryota; Oomycota; Peronosporomycetes; Peronosporales; Peronosporaceae. The transcript has a single exon. The record is from RefSeq and is a predicted model, not a curated record.
AUGUGGGCAGAUGGCGGGAGCACGAUGUAUAGUGUAGCUCAGGAGUGGCGAGACAACGCAUCGACACCUGCGAGGAUACAGUUGCAGAUUGCUAACAAUGGCGCAGGCGCUCUUUUUGGGACUGCAACGAAUCAUCCAUUCGGUAUCAUGGUUGAAAACUCAUCUGCUCUGUACAUAAACGCAAGCAAGUACGUUGGCAUUGGUACAACAAACCCUUUCGUACCUCUACACGUUUCGACCGCAAUAUCAUAUACGUUCGGAGCAGGAGGAACCACUGUCCAUAGAUUAAGAACAGACGGCGGUACUACUGAAUCAGCGCUUUGUCCUAUAAGCUAUAACGUGAGCGCCCUGUUUGGCGGAUACAUCGGUUGUAGCGCCUUAGCGAUGACAAGUGAUCGAAGACUGAAGAGGAAUACCCAAUCUUGUCCAAUUUACCGUGUAAAGCGGUUCUACGAUAGCUGUGAGGGCAAGCUAUAUGACUGGAUCGAGUCGGAAAACAAGCCUGGACAAGAAAUCGAUCUCAUAGCUCAGGAUUUGGUUUCAGCCCAGCUAGCUGAUUUGAUAUCGAUCUAUUACAGAGAUCAUAUCGAAGGGGGAGAAGACCCAAGCCUUAAACCAGCUAAGCAACAGCUCAACGUUGAUUAUAGUCGGAUAUCGGCUUAUAACAUGAAAAUGAUUAAUACCUCUUGA